Penicillium nucicola is the source of this 1554-nucleotide messenger RNA. RefSeq lists its product as uncharacterized. The coding region runs from base 1 to 1554 and encodes 517 amino acids. The record is from RefSeq and is a predicted model, not a curated record. Lineage: Eukaryota; Fungi; Ascomycota; Eurotiomycetes; Eurotiales; Aspergillaceae. The transcript has a single exon.
AUGCUUUCAAAAGAAAACGAAGUUCUGUCGGCUUUCAAUCUUCUGUGCAGUACUCCUAGUGGUAUCAUUCAGACUCAUCGUGAGCUGGCAACCAAAACGAUACGGCAUAUUGUGAAGAUUCUUGACACUUCAGCGAAUAUCGAUACUGUUAUCAAUGCUUUUGAACGCGGCAUUGCCCGUUCACCACCAGAGUCCAUUGCUGAUGCUGAAACGAGCCACCUGUCUUCAGCAACAAAUCGUUCAUCACAGCAUAUUGAGGCUGAGAACCCGUUAAGUCUCCUGUGUCCCAUCAUUACCUCUUCUAUCAAACCCGGUCACGAUAUUUCUCGGAAGCGAAAGAGAGAGACAGUCGAAAAAAGCCAUUCCGUCCAACUUUUUCAGAAAUUGAAAGAACGGCGCUCUGAUAUUUUAAAGUUCUCAAAGCAAAAAGUAUCCUUGUCCGAGAUCUUACAUGACGAGCAAGAAACUCAAUAUCGAGAUAAGAGAGUCGACCAUCUGAAGCAGGUGGAUGGCAACAAAACUCCAAACAAUGAGCAGAAGCUUUUGAAAGGUCUGAGUCAGAUUUCACUUGCUAAACAAUUCACCGCGUGGGAGCGCAAAUGGGGAUGGAGGCCCAAGAUCGACGAACUAUAUGACAAGCUUCAACAAGCUUCCACAAAUGCCAAAUACCAAGAUAUCGGAAACAAUCGUUCCGGCAAGAUAGCCCGGUAUAUCAGAGAAUAUGGCUAUCCAGAAUCAGAUCACAACGUGCUGAAAAAAGGAAUCAGCAGGGGUGUAAAUCAAUUGUUAUUCGAAAGACUCACGAAUGACGCCUUGAAGGAUCAAGAUGGUCACGCAGCUGUCGAGGGGGUAGUCGCGAUGGUCACAAUAUUUGAAUACGGCCAAUUUCAAAGCUUGAAACCCGCAGAUUUGCCACAAUUUGUUGCACUUCUGGUGGGGGAAAAAGAAAGAGUCUUCGAGGAUGCAGCCAAGGACAUCUCGGUGUGGUUCGAGCACAUAAGUUCUGACUUCCAAUUGAUUUCGCGAAAUCCAGGAAGAUCUAUGCAGGAGGUUCAAGUUCAAAACAAUCUCACGCAUCCUAUUGUGACGGCUAGAGAGGCAGACACCUUUGCCUCUACCCAGAAUAACCCUAGUUCCUCAGAAGCCCAUGCACAAGGCUUCCAAUCUCAUGGCUCAGUCUUUCCAAUAAUGAGCCCUCACGAACUUUCUUCAUUCUCAACCAUUCCUCAAAAUGUCCACGAUACCCGAAAGCAACAUGAAAAUGUCCCGUUUUCUACGGUCCGGUUCGAGGAGCCAAGCUCCGUAUCAGAUCAAAGCACAGCUACUCACGAAUUGGCUGAAUUUUCCACGAUUCCAAAUCAUAUUAUACACAAUUACACUGGACUUUCAUUUCCAGAUAUUAUUCCCCACGAGCUGGCUUCGAUUUCCACAAACCCGGUCACGACCACAUCCAAUUCUUUGUUUGGAUCGGCACCACAUUCAGGGUUUCAAUUUGAUAUACAGAAUACGCUUUCUCAACUCCCUUUGGAUUCAAAUACCACGCGCAUGAUCUAG